This is a messenger RNA of Arabidopsis lyrata subsp. lyrata, 513 nucleotides long. Its product is annotated as jacalin-related lectin 24. The transcript has 2 exons. The record is from RefSeq and is a predicted model, not a curated record. Bases 1 to 513 code for a protein of 170 amino acids. Lineage: Eukaryota; Viridiplantae; Streptophyta; Magnoliopsida; Brassicales; Brassicaceae.
AUGGAGAUGAUGAAGCUUGGACCGGUAGGAGAUCAUCGUAAUGGAAAGAACUGGGAAGAGGUGUGCAGUGACAGAAUCUCUCACAUUUUCGUCUCUUUUGACGAAAGAGCUUUAACAUCAAUCCAGUUCGGAUACGCCAAGACUGGAGCUCCAGUCUUGUCUAAGAAGCAUGGCUCAUCAUCCAACAGCCAUAGUACACGAAUUGUGAGGCUGAACCAUGUGUCUGAGUUUAUUACUGGGAUUAGUGGACAGUGUUUUUGUGGUGAUAUUAUAUCUCUCACGUUUCACACAAACCAAAAGGCCCAUGAAGCCUUUCGCUCGACUUCAAAUACUUCCAUGACAACGGGAAGAGAGUUUCAUUCGGGGAUGCUUGAUCGACGUGAGUUUGGUGGUUUCUUUGGAUCUUGUAGCUCUUCUCGCCUCAACUCGAUUGGUAUCUAUCUGAAGCCUAUCGUUGCUGCUGUGCCAUCAGGAUUCGCGCAGUACAGAGGUCUACCUUUUAAUUGGUCGUAA